CAAAUUUUCUAUAAAAACCAACACCAUUUCGAUCUUUCAUUUCUCAAGUCCUAACGGUUAUUGAUCAUUUGCUCUCUUGAUUGUGUGUGUGUGUCUGGGUGGAUAAAGAUGGGAGCUGCUAGGAGAGUCUUGAACACGCUUCUUGCGGCAUUUUUGUGGGUCAAUGCACAACAUGCAUUCGUAAGUGGUGCUUUGACAUCAGAAUUGCAAAGCAAAAUCGCUAAAGCCAACCAAAAGGGACCUUAUCUAGGUUUGGUCAUACCAAAUUCAUUUGAACUGGACCCUCUUCUUCAGAAUCCAAGUUACACUCCAAGUGACACCAUCAUAGACUUCGCAGGAAGGAGAUUUCGCUUUGGAGCCAUCGGCGACAAACGUGUUGUACUGGUUAUGACAGCACAGAGCAUGAUAAAUGCAGCUAUAACUACUCAGCUUCUGUUAAGCUUUUUCUCAGUGGAAGGAGUGGUCCAUUACGGUAUUGCUGGAAAUGCAAACCCGUCUUUGCAUAUUGGAGACGUAGCCAUUCCCCACUAUUGGGCUCAUUUAGCACUUUGGACCUGGCAGAGGUAUGGACAAGGGCCCAAUGAUUCAUUACCCUUAGAUAAUGGAGGCUUAACCAGAAAAGUUGAGUACUUAAAAUUUGCAGAUUUCACCUCAAACGCAAGUGCGGACAGCACAUUUGACAACCUACUCAACAAUAUAUGGUACCAACCAGAGGAGAUUUUACCCAUUGAUGGCAUUCCAGAAGAAAGGCAACAUGCAUUUUGGGUUCCUGUUGAUUCGAAGUACUACCAUAUUGCUCGAAAACUGGAGGGCUUGAAGCUAGAUGCGUGUGUAAACUCAACCACAUGCUUAUCCACGACACCGAAGGUGGUGCUUGUGGAUAGAGGAACAAGUGCAAGUAUCUACCUUGACAAUGCAGCAUACAGAGCAUUCAUCUACAAUAAGUUUCAUGUGAGCCCAGUAGACAUGGAAAGUGCAUCGGUGGCCCUUAUAUGCUUACAACAAAGGGUGCCCUUCAUUGCUAUUAGGGCUCUCUCCGACUUGGCUGGCGGUGGCUCCGCUGAGUCCAACGAGGUUGAUACUUUCUUAUCACUCGCCGCCACUAACUCAGUGAAGGUGGUGAUUGAGUUUGUGAAGCUCUUGUCACUCCACUCGAAAAGGUGGUCCAUGUAAUAUUAGUCUUUCAAUAAUCCGUGCAUGAUGCACCUCAUAGACAACCUGCUUAUUUGUUGUUUGGAAUUAUCAUACAUGCAUUGAUCGACACGGUGAUA
This is a messenger RNA of Gastrolobium bilobum, 1271 nucleotides long. Its product is annotated as bark storage protein A-like. Gene Ontology annotation, biological process: nucleoside metabolic process. The coding region runs from base 109 to 1173 and encodes 354 amino acids. NCBI's taxonomy places the organism in Eukaryota, Viridiplantae, Streptophyta, Magnoliopsida, Fabales, Fabaceae. The record is from RefSeq and is a predicted model, not a curated record. The transcript has 5 exons. Gene Ontology annotation, molecular function: catalytic activity.